Bactrocera neohumeralis is the source of this 546-nucleotide messenger RNA. RefSeq lists its product as uncharacterized. The record is from RefSeq and is a predicted model, not a curated record. NCBI's taxonomy places the organism in Eukaryota, Metazoa, Arthropoda, Insecta, Diptera, Tephritidae. The transcript has a single exon. Bases 1 to 546 code for a protein of 181 amino acids. Gene Ontology annotation, molecular function: lysozyme activity. Gene Ontology annotation, biological process: peptidoglycan catabolic process; cell wall macromolecule catabolic process.
AUGAAACGUAAAGCAGGGGCCAUUUGUUCUGUGGCCGCAAUUAUCAGCUUGCUCUUAAACAGCGGCGAGGCGCCCAUUAAUCGCGCCGGUCUGGAGCUUAUAGGCGAGGCAGAGCAGUGCAGGACCAUGCCGUAUGUGUGCCCAGCUGGUGUACUCACCGACGGCAUAGGCAACACCCAGCACAAUGUGGUGGCCGGUCAGCAGAAAAGCUUUAAGCAGAUCGCCCGUGAUUGGGGCGCCAAUAUCAACACGGCAUCCAUGUGCGUACGCCGGCAGUUUCGUGGCGACGACAUGAACGAAAACCAGUUUGCGGCGUUUACGUCCGUUGCGUUUCGUACGGGCUGCACCGGCUUGCGUACGUAUUACAACGCGAAACUACAGCGCCGGGUGGAAACCACUAUCCACAAACUGGCCAUGCAGGGCCGGUUUACAGAAGCGUGCGACCGCAUCACCGACUUUGUGAAUGGAGGGGGUAAACCGCUCCCUGGGCUGGUGGCUCGCGCCGAAAAAGAGAAAGCGCUCUGUUUGAAAAGCGUAAAUAAAUAG